AUGGCAGACAUGUAUUUCAAAUGUAAUAAGCCCGGUUUAAUCGUGAAAGAUUGUGUUACGUGCCCGGAUUGUGCCACGACUUUUCAUAGGAACUGCCUCGGAAACAAAGUUUCCAAAAAUGGGAAAUGGGAUUGCAAUAAAUGCUCGUCGAAAGAUAACCCAUCAACACCGUCAUCGGACGACAACAAAUCCAUUCUUUGUGCAAUCGCCGAGUUCAGAGAAGAAAAUAAAACUAACUGGGAAUCAAACAAUUCAAGGUGGGACACGAAUGAAAAGAAACUUGAACAAGUGCAGGAUGACAUUAAGAAAACCAACCAAGAAAUCAAUCUAAUUAAAGAACAGUUUGCGGCCGUUACAAGCAAGUGUGAAAGCGCGUGUCAAUCCGUUGAACAAAUGCUCCAAGAGAACUCUCAACUUAAAUUGGAGCUAGCACACGUGAAAGACGACUUGAAAGACUUGCAGCAACAUACACGUAAAAAUAAUAUCCUUGUGUCAGGUGUACCCUUAUCGAAGGGGGAGGAUAUGUUUGUUGUGUUAGAUUCUGUCGCUAGAGCAAUUGACGUCAACUUCAACGUUAGUGACAUAUCAGCAGUGCAUAGAUUACCGAAUAGGAAUGCAAACAUGCCACCUUCAAUAGUUGUCAAUUUCACUUCACGCAUCACGAAAUCGUACUGGUUGACCGCCAGGCGAUUUAAAGGUUCGCUUACAGCUAACGAACUCAACACAAAUUUCCCAAAUACUCCAGUGUACUUAAGCGAGCAUCUUACUCCAGAGACACGUUCACUAUUCAAUGCAGCGAGACAGCUAGUCAAGGAGAGGAAACUUCUUUCAGUUUGGACCAAGGACUGUAAAGUUAUGGCGAAGGCAGCCACAGGUGAACGACCAGUUCGAAUCCUAAAUUUGGAACAAAUUUCUAAAAUUUGUAAAAAAAAUGCAGACACAAACACCCACACUCCAGCGGAUCCGAUAAACGAGACUUCCCAAUAAACGAAACAUUUUAUUAGUCAAUUGAUCUUAUGAAAUUGUGUUGAUAGAACAUUCUGUCUACACGUUAUAUUAGAUAUAAAUUCAUUCUUCCCUCUUUUGAAAUGUUUAUUAUGGCCAAAUUGACACGAGAGACUAGGCAUGCAAUCAACCAAAAUAGGAGAUGGAAGAGGAUGCUGUUGUUGAAAAUUGUUUAGACAGUGAAAGUGAACAGAAUCAAGUAGAGGAAAGCGAACAGAAUGAAGAGAAGGGAAGCCAACAGGAUGAAGAAAAAGAAAACAAACAGUACAAUACAUCGUUUAAUAAGAAAAAAUGUGUGAAGAGUACUGAUUCAAUAAUAAAUUAUGCAUUUAAGAUUCUGAAGACAGCAUCAGAUAAUUUUAACAAAACGCCGCCUUCCGAUGAGAUGGAUUCGUUCUUAUCAUUUGUAAGAACAAAACUGAAAACUUAUCCGAGAGAAACUCAGCUAUCUUUUCAGCAUUCAGUUAUGGAAUUGCUAGUUAAAGCAGAUAAGGAAAUUUUGGAUUCUCAAAAAAAAGAGUAGAAUCUGAGACAUGUGUUCUGCAUUCUAUACAGUCCCCACGUGGUGAUUCCUGGAUAGAAUUCGAAUCCUCAACUGAAGAUGUACUUGAAUGACAAUAUCCAAUAUCAUUACCGUAGGAGAUAUGGCAUAUUUACCUUAAGUAUUUUUGUUUAUCAGUUCUUCUAAUUACAAUAUCAAAAUAGAAAUUCCAUUAAUUUCAUUGAUUGCAAUUUAAAAUAAAGAUUUUUGAGCUUGUAACUUUUGAAAAUUUGAUAUUACCUUAAUGUAUCCUCUUAAUUCAUUGAUGAGUGCUGUGCAGACUUCUGGUACUAUAUAUCCAAUAGAUUGCUUAGAAAUCCUGAAUGUGUAUUGGAGGCUAGUAUAUGAAUCUCCUGAGGCAAGGAAUCGAAGUGUCACUGCCAACCUGAAAGAGUUCAUAUAUUUAAUAUAAUAAUUUUUUGCAAAAUGUAAAUAAUUAAUAAAGUCAGUACCAUACAUGAUAAUUAUAAUUCAAUUAAAAAAUAUUAUCGUUAUAAUUAUUUGAUUGAUUUUAAUGAGUCCCUAAUAAGAAUUAUUGUUAUAAUAUUUUUUUAUAAUUUUCCAAUAAUUGUCUUUUGUGUGUGCCGAUGUGAAUAAAUCAUUUUCAAGUUUAUAUUUUUUAUUUUUCAAUUAAUAAUAAUAAUAAUCUAAUUAUUCAACAAUAUCAAAUUAUGAUGUUACUCAUUCUAUUAUUUUAAUACGUUAUAAUAACGCCCUUCCAUUGUGUUGUGAAGUUUGCAUUACCUGUUAUAAUAAUGGUAGAUAGUGCUCAUCUCUAUGGACCUUCAUUUAUUGAAUGUUUCAGCUCGACUAAAUUAGGCCUUGUAUUCUGUUGAUGAGAUCACAACUAUAUUGCUUGUGGCAUGGUGUGCUUAUUGGUUAAUUCUUAUUAAAUUUUUGUUGGUUUUGAUUACUCAUAAUAAUAAUUAGAAUUAGAUUAAUAAUAGAAUAGUUAAUUACUAUAGUUUGAUUGUAUGGUAUGAGAUGUUGUAUUUCUCCAUAGUUGAAAGAAUAAUUACUAGUUGAAAGAAUAGUUAAUCACUCAUAAUAAUAAUUUGAGUAACAAUAGAUUAGUUAAUUUGAAGUGAUAUAUGUAGUUGUUUGUAUUCAAGUAUAUAGGUUUAAUUUAGUUUAGGAGUCAGUUAGAUUUUUAGGUUGAAAAGUGUUUUUAUUGGAAGACACAGGCUACCGUGCACGUUAUAUUUGGUGGGGCUAACAAAGUAAGUAAUAUCGACUUUGAAAUAUUUUGGUACCUAUGUGAUAAUCUAUAGUGAGAUCCACGUU
Nilaparvata lugens (brown planthopper) is the source of this 2830-nucleotide messenger RNA. RefSeq lists its product as uncharacterized. The transcript is spliced from 2 exons. Lineage: Eukaryota; Metazoa; Arthropoda; Insecta; Hemiptera; Delphacidae. The record is from RefSeq and is a predicted model, not a curated record. Bases 1 to 987 code for a protein of 328 amino acids.